AUGGAGACUCUGAGGGACAAGACCUUGCAGGAGCUGGAGCAGAUGCAGAAUGACCCGGAUGCCAUCGACCGGCUGGCCUUGGAGGCCCCUGAGGUCCAGGACCUGCAGCUGGAACGGGAGAUGGCACUGGCCACGAACCGGAGCCUGGCUGAGCAGAACCUAGAGUUCCAGGGGCCCCUGGAGGUCAGCCGCUCAAACCUCCUGGACAAGUACCAGGAGCUCCGGAAGCUUGUGGAGCGGUGCCAGGAGCAGAAGGCAAAGCUGGAGAAAUACUCUUCAGCACUGCAGCCCGAAGCCUUAUUAGACCUUCUCCAAGUCGAAGGCAUGAAGAUUGAAGAAGAGUCUGAGGCCAUGGCUGAGAAGUUCCUGGAGGGCGAGGUACCCUUGGAAACAUUCCUGGAGAACUUCUCCUCCAUGAGGGUGCUGUCCCACCUGCGUCGGGUUCGCGUGGAGAAGCUCCAAGACGUGGUGAGGAAGCCCAGGCCUCCCCAGGAGCCAGCCGGAGAUGCUCCGCCACCCCGGCCACCGCCACCCCCACCUCGCCCGGUCCCCCAGGCAACGCCCCCGGUGGCCGAAGAGCAGCCGUCUCCGCCAUCAUCUGCCGGGCCUCCUCCCUACCCCCUGCCCUACAGCCCGUCUCCAGGCAUGCCCGUGGGCCCAACCGCCCAAGGAGCGCUGCAGCCGGCCCCCUUCCCAGUGGUCUCCCAGCCUGCCUUCUCCUACAGUGUGCCUUUGGGCCCCACGUUCUCGGCAGCCCAGCCGGGAAGGCCUGUGGGGGGCUACUCCUGGUCCCCACAGAGGAGCACGCCAGCCCAGCCAGGCUAUCCCGUGGCCUCAACUGGUGGCUCUGCACCUGGCCCCGGUUACCCUUUGGCUGGAGGCCGGGCCUCCAGUCCUGGUUACCCCCAGCAGCAACCCCCCUACCUCUCAGGAGGAAGUAAACCUCCAUACCCCACCCAGCCCCCUCUCCCCAGCUUCCCGGGACAGCCCCGGCCCUCAGGGUCCCCCCAGCCUCCCUACCCCCCAGGGCCUGCCCUUCCCUACGGAUUUCCACCACCUCAGGGUCCAGCCUGGCCUGGGUAUUAG
Orycteropus afer afer is the source of this 1086-nucleotide messenger RNA. It is a transcript of the gene VPS37C, whose product is annotated as VPS37C subunit of ESCRT-I. Gene Ontology annotation, cellular component: ESCRT I complex. Gene Ontology annotation, biological process: protein targeting to vacuole; protein targeting to membrane; ubiquitin-dependent protein catabolic process via the multivesicular body sorting pathway. Bases 1 to 1086 code for a protein of 361 amino acids. NCBI's taxonomy places the organism in Eukaryota, Metazoa, Chordata, Mammalia, Tubulidentata, Orycteropodidae. The transcript is spliced from 4 exons. The record is from RefSeq and is a predicted model, not a curated record.